Molecule: messenger RNA, 1225 nt
Organism: Elgaria multicarinata webbii
Lineage: Eukaryota; Metazoa; Chordata; Lepidosauria; Squamata; Anguidae
Gene: CD151
Product: CD151 molecule (Raph blood group)
Exons: 8
Coding region: 182-940 (252 amino acids)
Biological process (GO): cell migration
Cellular component (GO): plasma membrane
Source: RefSeq, a predicted model, not a curated record
GAAGGAGAUCCAAGCAGCUGCAGCGGGAGUCCGAGGACUGGGAGGAGUCGCGCGGCUGUUUGCAUUCUCGCCACUGCGCUGUUGCUCACGGAAUUCCCAGCUACCUCUCGACCCCAUCAGCAGCCGCCGCUGCGGCCACGACCACCCGGACCGCGAGGAGAAGUUCUGCUGAGUUGCAACGAUGCGUGAAUACGGUGAAAACAAGGAAACAUGUGGGACCAUCUGUCUCAAGUAUCUGCUCUUCAUCUUCAACUUCUUUUUCUGGCUGGCAGGUGGAGCCGUGAUGGCUGUGGGCAUCUGGACCCUGGCGGAGAAGAGCGAUUAUAUUAGCCUCCUGCAGUCCAACACAUACAUGGCCACAGCGUACAUCCUGGUGGUGGCAGGCGUUGUUGUCAUGAUUACCGGCAUCUUGGGCUGCUGUGCUACGUUCAGAGAGCAGCGGAACCUACUGAGAGUGUAUUUUAUAUUGCUGCUGUGCAUCUUCCUGCUUGAGAUAAUUGCUGGGAUCCUGGCCUAUGUCUAUUACCAGCAGCUGAAUACGGAGCUGAAGGAUGGCCUGAAGGACACAAUGACCAGGAAGUAUCAGAAGGAGGGAGAAGAGGGCGUGACCAGUGCGGUGGACAAACUGCAGCAGGAGUUUAAGUGCUGUGGUAGCCAUAAUUAUACAGACUGGAGUGACAGCGAUUGGAUCAAAUCUCCUCAAGGGAAAGGCAGAAAGGUCCCAGACAGUUGCUGCAAAUCAAUAACAGACAGGUGUGGUGAAAGAGACCAUCCUUCAAAUAUCUACAAAGAGGGUGGCUGCAUUACUAAACUGGAAAACUUCAUCCAAGAACACCUGAAAAUUAUUGCAGCAGUGGGGGUUGGCAUUGGUUGUGUACAGAUAUUUGGGAUGAUCUUCACUUGCUGUUUGUAUAGGAGUUUGAAAUUUGAACAUUACUAGGAGCUUCAAGGCCACCCACCUGCUCGACUCCACCACGUUCCAUCCCGUCACCCUUCCCUUUAUCUAGCAGCGCGGAAAAAUCGGCCUCGCAAGGACUUUUGCUGCUUAAUGAAAAGUAUUCUUGGACCACUCAGUGCCUCUCUGAUGGAGACAGCGGCUCUCCUCCAUAAUGCAAUGAGUGGAAGCCCAGUGCUCACCCAGUCAUUUCUUUGUGGUCCAAAAUAAUGGAGUUGUAGAAUUCUGUCUGCUAAAAACUUUUACAAGCCAGGCCCAGAAUGCAAACUG